CCGCCUUACUCCUACGCCACGUUGAUCAAGUACGCCAUUGAAAAGAGCCCGCAACAGAAACUUACCUUGAGCGAAAUUUACCAAUGGAUCAUCGAACAUUACCCCUAUUACGGCACCGCAGGUACCGGCUGGAAAAAUUCCAUUCGUCACAACUUGUCGUUAAACAAGAUUUUUGUGCGUGUGGCUCGUCCUAUCAAUGAACCUGGCAAAGGGUCUUACUGGGUAGUCGAUAUGAAAGCG
Molecule: messenger RNA, 240 nt
Organism: Radiomyces spectabilis
Lineage: Eukaryota; Fungi; Mucoromycota; Mucoromycetes; Mucorales; Radiomycetaceae
Product: fork head domain-containing protein
Exons: 2
Biological process (GO): regulation of transcription by RNA polymerase II
Cellular component (GO): nucleus
Molecular function (GO): RNA polymerase II cis-regulatory region sequence-specific DNA binding; DNA-binding transcription factor activity, RNA polymerase II-specific
Source: RefSeq, a predicted model, not a curated record